UUGGCGCUUAAAACAAAAGGGGGAGGGCAAAGGGUUUGGAGAUUUGCGUGGUAGCGGGACGGGAGCUGGACGUUUAUCACAAAAUGGCUGCAUCAGGUCUGGCAGUAAGAGUGGAAACCUGGCUUUCAUCUACAUGGCAUGUGAAGGUUCCAGCACCAUGGCUAGAUGCUUGUAUUGACUGGAUUCAACAAGAAAAUUGCAGUGGCCAUUUGGCUCAGGCUUCUAUUAACAAGCAAGUUUUUGAGCAAUGGCUUCUUACAGAUCUCAGAGAUCUUGAAUACUCUGUUCUGCCUGACUGCAUUUCAAAUGAUCCAAAGGGAGAAUUGAAUGGCUUUUAUUCCAUACAGAUUGAUUCCCUUGUUGAUGUGAGUCAGCCUGCCUAUUCCCAGCUGCAAAAGUUAAGAAAGAAAAAUACUGUAAAUGAGGAAAUAACUGCUAAUACGCAGGGAGCUUUGAGAUCCUGGGAGGCAAAGCCUACUCGAAUGCUGAUGCUGCAACUGACUGAUGGCAUACAUCACAUUCAAGGCAUGGAAUACCACUCUGUUCCUAUUCUCCAUAGCAGUCUCCCUCCAGGAACAAAGGUUAUGAUUCAGGGGAAAGUUGCAUAUCGGUUAGGGGUUCUUUUGCUUAAACCAGAAAAUGUGAGAUUGUUGGGAGGUGAAGUGGAUAGCCUUGUAGAGGAAUACACCGAGGAAAGAGUUCUUGCUAGGUUAAUUGGAGAAGAAGAAGACAACAAUCCUAAUGCUGUCAGAUCAAAUACUGGAGAAUGUGAGAUUUCAAGACCUGUUGAUGAAGUGGGCCAAGUCCUAGGCCCUUCUGAUGAAGAGCUUCUGGCAAGUCUUAGGGAAAAUGAUGAAUUAAUGAUAAAUGAGGCAUCUCUUGAAAGUGGAUAUUGUAGCAGAAGUACCAGCUUAAAUUCUAACACAUAUUCUCUUCCCGCCACUGAAAGCUGCUUGCGGCAAGGCCCUGCAACAUUCAUGGCAGGAAAUGAAGAACAAAAUGUUCCAGUUGUGGAAAACAUAGGAAAUUUUGACGAAUUUCCAUUCGAUGAUGAUUUACUUUUGGAAGAAAAUAUCCAGCAAGAACAGAUACAGAUUCUGAACAGAAGUACAAGCAUAAAUAAGCAGCUUAUGAGAGAAGAGAAAUCUGAUGAAAAAGAGAUAUAUGAUACAUCUAAAGAAAGCAUAGGAGAUUUUUUUAUGAAACCUACUGUGCAAAGGACACAGAACUUGGAUGACUGUAUGGAAAAUAAGGUCAUACAAAAGAGAGAUAGUAAAAGCAAUGAAAAGUUCUCCAAUAUUUCUAACAAUAGACUAUCCAACAUUAAUGUAGAACUUGACCAGUGUCCUCAGCAUAUACAGACUUGUAGAAUACAGAAUAAGCGCCACAAAGCUGGUUUGGAUAUGCUUCCCUUUACAUAUUUAUCUGUUUUAUUAAAUAACAAGCCGAAGGAUAUUACCACUCUGAAAGUUAAAGCAUUUAUAGUAACCCUUACUGGAAAUCUCACAAACCGUGGUGGUUUCUGGAGUGUAUCAGCAAAAAUAUCCGAUGGCACAGCUUAUCUAGAAGUUGAUUUUGCUGAUGAGAUUCUAACAAGCUUGAUUGGGUUUUCAGUACCUGAAAUGAAACAACUAAGGAAAGAGCCUGCCCUAUACCCAAAACUUAAGGAGGGUUUACAGAACUGCCAACGAGAACUAAUAGACCUCUGUUGUUUGAUGUCUAUUGAAUUUAACCCCUCUCAGGCAAAGGCAACAAUAAUAGUUUUGCAAGACAUUAAUGCAGAUGAUUUUAAUCAUUUAAAUAGACGCCUAAAUAUAAUUACAUUUAAAUAAACAUUUGAUUGUUACUUGGCAACAGAUGUUUGUUUAUGUGGUCAGAUGCCGUUUGCUGCUGUUUAAAUUUAAAAAACAAUCAGUGGGAGAGUAUGGGGAAAUAUUUUAAUACUGUGACAUAUUUUAUUUAGUUUGUCUUUUCUAUACCCAAAAUACUUGUCUGUUCUAUCAAAGGUGUGUAUUCUGUUUUUUAAAAUACUUCCUCAAAAUAUCAGGAAAACUGGGUGUUGCUGCCAAUGGUAACAUGUAGAGAAGCCAUUUUCAGUGAUGCCCCCACAUUUAUCCUAAAUCUGCCCUGGAGGGAUCCCCCAACCUCUAGAAUGGAUUUGAAGAUGGGGGCUGCAAGGAGGGAGGGAAUAGCUGAAAAUUGCUUUUAUCCUUUUCUGCUGAUGGGAGCCUUACUAUCGUCGAAGCAACAGUGUUGUAUACAACCCAAGGUUUGGAAAUAAAUCCAAUACUAAUGGACCUCAUUUCUAAGACUGUAAACAAAGCAAUGCAUAAACAGUUGGAAUGAGCAAGUCAAAAUAUAUUUUUCUGUUAUGUUUAAGGUAUUUGUGUAUCAUGACAUUUUUAUCUUACCCAUUUUGAAAAAUCUAAAAUAAAACUGUUCAUAAACA
This is a messenger RNA of Rhineura floridana, 2449 nucleotides long. RefSeq names its product RecQ mediated genome instability 1 (gene RMI1). The record is from RefSeq and is a predicted model, not a curated record. Gene Ontology annotation, molecular function: nucleotide binding. Gene Ontology annotation, cellular component: RecQ family helicase-topoisomerase III complex; nuclear body. The coding region runs from base 84 to 1832 and encodes 582 amino acids. Gene Ontology annotation, biological process: double-strand break repair via homologous recombination; resolution of meiotic recombination intermediates. The transcript has 2 exons. NCBI's taxonomy places the organism in Eukaryota, Metazoa, Chordata, Lepidosauria, Squamata, Rhineuridae.